Messenger RNA from Ilex paraguariensis (yerba mate), 450 nucleotides. NCBI's taxonomy places the organism in Eukaryota, Viridiplantae, Streptophyta, Magnoliopsida, Aquifoliales, Aquifoliaceae. The record is from the annotation of a GenBank genome assembly.
AUGGGUAAUGGAAGCCUGAGUAACCAUCUUUUUGGAUCAGGGGCAAAAAAACUUAAUUGGGCAAUUUGUAGAAAGAUUGCUAUAGGAAUUGCAAAUGGUUUGGCUUAUUUACACAAAGGAGUGCAGGUGGCAAUCAUCCAUAGAGAUGUCAAAGCUAGUAAUAUACAUCUCAUCGUUAUCGACCAGUUGUUUGAGCCAAAACUGGCAGAUUUUGGCUUGGCAAAGUUUACUCCAGAUGGGUUGUCUCAUACUGAGUACUCGUGUGGCUGGAACUCUAGUGGGAAGAAAGCUGUUAUUUCGGUCAAUGGUGGCCAAGCUUUACUUCUAACAGAUUGGGCUUGGUCAUUAGUGAGGGAAGGUCGACCACUGGAUGUCAUUGAAGUAGGCAUGGCCAUGUUGGAUCCACCCGAAGUAACGGAAAUAUAUGUUUGGGUUGCUGUUCUUUCCAUG